CUCUCGCCCGAGGCGAGAAUGUUAUUGGAACAUUCUUAUGAAGCAAUUAUCGAUGCGGGGAUCAAUCCAAAGCGAUUAAGAGGAAAAGAUACUGCUGUAAUUAUAGGGACGUCUUUUAUAGAAUCGCAAGAGAAAUUUUUAUAUGAGAAUGUUCAGAUAGGAGGUCAGAAUAUUAUUGGAUGUAGCAAAUCUACAACAGCAAACAUGAUUUCAUACCAUUUGGAUCUAAAAGGACCAUCUUACACUGUCGACACAGCCUGCAGCUCUAGUCUUUAUGCCAUAGCCCUUGGUUAUAGUUAUAUCAUGUCGGGCAAAUGCGAAGACGCUAUAAUUGGAACUGCAAAUCUAUGUUCUCAUCCAAUUGUAAACCUGCAAUUCGCGCGCCUUGGUGUUUUGUCAUCCGAUGGUUAUUGUAGACCUUUCGAUACCGGUGCAGAUGGGUAUUCGCGUAGUGAAACCGUGACAGUGAUAUAUCUUCAAAAAGCGAAAAACGCGAAAAGGAUUUAUGGUAUUUGUCCGCAUAUUAAAAUAAAUAGUGACGGUUACAAAGAAGAAGGGAUAACAUAUCCAUCGACGCUUAUACAAAGUACCUUGCUAACGGAAUUUUACAAUGAGUGCGGAAUAUCGAAACUUUGCUUGGAUUAUAUUGAAGCGCAUGGUACCGCUACGAAAGCUGGCGAUCCUCCGGAAAUUAAUGCUAUCUACAAUGUUUUGU
Wasmannia auropunctata (little fire ant) is the source of this 715-nucleotide messenger RNA. RefSeq names its product fatty acid synthase-like. The record is from RefSeq and is a predicted model, not a curated record. The transcript has 3 exons. The annotation marks the transcript as partial. Gene Ontology annotation, biological process: fatty acid biosynthetic process. Gene Ontology annotation, molecular function: fatty acid synthase activity; 3-oxoacyl-[acyl-carrier-protein] synthase activity. NCBI's taxonomy places the organism in Eukaryota, Metazoa, Arthropoda, Insecta, Hymenoptera, Formicidae.